AUAAAAUAUAUAUCUCAAGUAGAUUGUAAUGUUUAUUGUUUAUUUACAGCCCAUAUAAAGUUUUAAUAUUGCAAUACAGAUAAUAAUUUUACAGGCUCAUAAUUUUUUUCGAUACUGACAAGUGACCGAUAAGGACUUCAAAUGAUAUUUUUCUACGACUUACAAGUCAGUAUUGUUUUAGGCCUCCAGCAAGUAAAUCGGAAUUAAAAAUGGUGAAUUCAAGACUUAAGGCGUCAAUAAAACGAAAUUUGUUGACAAUUUUGACAAUUUCGGCUGUGAUUUUGAGUAUUAUUGUUGGAAUAUCGAUGAGAGUGUCUCAUUCAAGUUAUAGUCCACGUGUUGUUAUGUAUGUUAAUUUUAUUGGUGACUUGUUCUUACGGAUGAUUAGAGCGAUCACACUUCCGUUGAUUAUUUCAUCAGUAAUUGCCGCAAUUGCACCACUUGAUAUUUCGUUGAGUAAAAAAAUUGGCACACACGCUAUUAUCUAUAUUAUCUCCACGACAGUAAUUGCUGUAAUAAUUGGAAUAAUUUUGGUGUUGACAAUAAAACCUGGUGGGAAAGGAAUUGAGAAUGAUAAUGUUGAAGAGAGGGAGAGGCAAGGAAAUACUAUUGUGGAUACUAUGUUGGAUUUGUUGAGAAACCUCUUUCCACCCAACAUUGUCCAAGCAACCCUACAAACCUACCAAACAGUCCUGACUCCACCAGACAAUAACACAGACAACGUCUACGAAUGGGAUAUAUCAUCAAAAUAUGUCGAUGGAACAAACAUGCUUGGCAUAAUUUCAGUUUCAAUCAUCUUUGCAAUCACACUCAGCACAAUCAGAUCUAAAGUAACAAAUCUUGUCAGCGUAUUACUAGAAUUCAUGCAGGCAAUGAUGAAAAUUGUUCAAGUCAUCAUUUGGAUAACGCCAGUUGCUGUUUUCUUCUUGAUUCUUGCGAAAUUCUUAGAAAUGGACGACAUUGUUGAUGUCUUUUCAAAACUCGGACUCUACGUCGUUACUGUUGCUAGUGGAAUAUUCAUUCAAGGCUUCAUCUUCCUACCUGCUUUAUAUUUUGGAUUUACUCGUAAAAAUCCAUUCAAAUUCCUUGGUCAAAUCGGACCUGCAAUCCUCACAGCCAUUGGAACAUCAAGUUCCUUAGCUACACUCCCAGUUUCCAUGCAAUGCGUUGAAGAAAAUGCAGGAAUUGACCCAAGAGUUGUGAGGUUCAUGCUUCCUUUAGGCGCUACAAUCAAUAUGAAUGGAACUGCAUUGUAUGAGGCUGUUGCUGCGAUUUUUAUAGCUCAAUUGAAGCAAAUGGAUCUGUCAAUUGGAAAUGUUGUGGCUAUUGUCCUGACAGCAACAGCAGCUAGUAUUGGAACUGCCGGUGUGCCACAAGCUGGACUUGUAACCCUAAUCAUGGUUCUUGAUACAAUUGGAAUUCCAGCUGAAGAUGUGUCACUGAUUAUUGCGAUUGAUUGGAUUGUGUAAGUUUUAUAACUUUUUGAAUGUUGAUUCUGAAUCUGUAAACUUGUCUGUUGGUUUGACGGUCUCUGGAGCUGGAUUUGCAAGACAUACUUGAGGAUUCGACUUAAGUUUACCCAAGAAAUCAUGUCUUAUCAUUUUGUCAGUGCUCCUGACUCUUCAUCUUUGUAAUGAACUCGCUUAACUAUGAACUAAUCCAAACCCUUGCCUAUCUAUGCAUCAAUUAUUACCCAAAUAAUCAAAACUUCUCUUAUACUCUUCCAGUGGUCGACUGAGGACAACCCUCAAUGUCAUGGGAGAUGCUUACGGAGCAGCAAUUAUUGAAGCAACAAGUCGAAGUGAACUUGAAAAACUUCCACUUCAUAAUGCGAAAGUAGAGAGUGAGUCUGACAACAAUCCAUCGACUGAAGUUACAAGUUCUUGAGAUAUUAAAUUGUAGAUUUAAAAAAUUGAAAUAAAAAAGUUGUAUUUUAAGGUUGAAAA
Molecule: messenger RNA, 1946 nt
Organism: Chironomus riparius
Lineage: Eukaryota; Metazoa; Arthropoda; Insecta; Diptera; Chironomidae
Source: the annotation of a GenBank genome assembly